AUGCCGGCACUCAACAUCACCGCGGAGCAGUUCUCCAGGCUGCUGAAUGCGCACAACCUGACUCGGGAGCAAUUCAUUCAUCGCUAUGGGCUGAGGCCACUAGUCUACACUCCCGAGCUGCCUGUGUGCGCUAAACUGGCCUUUGCGCUGGCGGGAGCACUCAUUUUUGCUCUGGCGCUCUUUGGCAACUCUCUGGUGAUCUACGUGGUGACCCGCAGCAAGGCUAUGCGCACUGUCACCAACAUCUUCAUCUGCUCCCUGGCACUCAGUGAUCUUCUCAUCGCCUUCUUCUGCAUCCCGGUCACGAUGCUCCAGAACAUCUCCGACAAGUGGCUGGGUGGUGCCUUCAUCUGCAAGAUGAUGCCAUUUGUCCAGUCCACAGCCGUUGUGACAGAAAUCCUCACUAUGGCCUGCAUUGCUGUUGAGAGGCACCAAGGACUUGUCCAUCCUUUUAAAAUGAAGGGGCAGUACACCAACCGAAGGGCUUUCACAAUCUUGGGUGUGGUCUGGUUGGUGGCCAUCAUCGUAGGAUCACCCAUGUGGCAUGUGCAAAGACUUGAGAUUAAGUAUGACUUCCUAUAUGAAAAAGAACAUGUCUGCUGCUUGGAAGAGUGGGCCAGCCCUGUGCACCAGAAAAUCUACACCACCUUCAUUCUUGUCAUCCUCUUCCUCCUGCCUCUGGUGGUGAUGCUCGUCCUCUACAGUAAGAUCGGGUAUGAACUCUGGAUCAAGAAAAGAGUUGGAGACAGUUCAGUGCUUCAGACUAUUCAUGGAAAAGAAAUGUCCAAAAUAGCCAGGAAGAAGAAGCGUGCUGUGGUUAUGAUGGUGACAGUGGUGGCUCUCUUUGCUGCGUGCUGGGCACCUUUCCAUGUUGUUCACAUGAUGGUUGAAUACAGUGAUUUUGAAAAAGAAUAUGAUGAAGUCACAAUCAAGAUGGUUUUUGCUGUAGUACAAAUAAUUGGGUUUUUCAACUCCAUCUGUAAUCCCAUUGUAUAUGCAUUUAUGAAUGAAAACUUCAAAAAGAAUUUUUUGUCUGCUGUUUGUUAUUGCAUAAUAAAAGAAAAGUUUUCUCCAGUGCGGAAGCACAGAAGUUCAGUGACACAGAAAAGAACCACGUUAUCAAGACAACAGCAUCCAGUAGAGAAAACCAAGAGAGAUGCAUUCAGCGAUACCAACAUCGAAGUGAAACUGUGUGACCGGCUGGGGGAGAAAAGGCAGCUCAAGCGACAGCUCGCUUUCUUCAGUUCUGAACUUUCUGAAAAUUCAGUUUUAGGCAGUGGACAUGAAUUGUAACGUUGUCUUCAUAAUUAAUAUCAUUUGUGUGGAAAGUUAUUUUGAGCAAAGGUCAAAGACUA
Molecule: messenger RNA, 1355 nt
Organism: Phodopus roborovskii (desert hamster)
Lineage: Eukaryota; Metazoa; Chordata; Mammalia; Rodentia; Cricetidae
Product: pyroglutamylated RF-amide peptide receptor
Exons: 6
Coding region: 1-1293 (430 amino acids)
Biological process (GO): G protein-coupled receptor signaling pathway
Cellular component (GO): membrane
Molecular function (GO): peptide binding; neuropeptide Y receptor activity
Source: RefSeq, a predicted model, not a curated record